AUGACGGUCCCAGCUGAAAAGUUGGCUGAUCUCAGAGCCUUCAUUUCCCCGGACACCUCUGAGGGGCAUCAGGCCAAGGGAAGGGAGAAGUGCCGCUUGCCGGAAUGGUCAAAUAUUUUUUCUGACUUUUACCAAAAUGGAAAACCAUUGGAGGUUUCUGAGAAGCGGAGAAACAGCGAUGCUUUGGAUGACACAGUGCAGGAGCGGUGGGCCGGUGGCGGCGUGCCCGGGGGCCGUUGGCAGGCAGGAUGCCGCUGGGGGGGGCUGCUGGCGGCCAAGAAGAAGGGCAAGGCCGGGGCCUUGUCGCGGCUGUUGGCGGGGUCUGCAGAGGAGGGCACCGCACAGGGUUGCGCACCGAGCCCGGCCCUCCGUCGCCCUUUGGUGUUUCAGGCCCAGCUGGCCCACGGCAGUGCCACCGCCCGCCUCGACCCCUUCGCCACCAUCCAGCAGCUCUAUGCCAACAUCGCCCGGGCCUUCCACAUCCACCCCUCCCAGAUCUUGUUUUGCACUUUAAAUACUCCCAAAAUUAAUAUGGAAAAGCUACUGGGAAGUCAAAUUGGUCUUGAAGAUUUCAUAUUUGCCCAUGUGAAAGGACUAAAGAAAGAAGUAAGCAUUUAUAAAAGUGAAGGUUCACUUGGUUGCACCAUUACAGACAACGGAGUUGGCUGCGCUUUCAUAAAGAGAAUUAGAGAGGGUAGCCUUGUUGAUGCUACCAAAACAAUCUGUGAGGGGGAUCACAUAGAUUCGAUUAAUGGAAAAAGUAUUGUGGGGCUUCGGCAUUUUGAAGUUGCUAAGAUUUUAAAGGAACUGGAAAAGGAUCAGACGUUUACCCUGAAGCUGAUAGAACCAAAGAAGGCAUUUGAAAUAGAACCAAGAGCAAUGGAUGGAAAUUCUUCAGGAGGAAAAAUUUCUAAUGGAAGGGGAACUCUUCGCCUGAGAUCUAAAGGACCUGCCACGGUGGAAGAACUGCUCUCUGAAACUGAAGAAAAAGCAAUUAAGAAACUAGAUGAUCUUCUUGAAAUCUACUUGGGGAUCAGGGAUAUUGAACUAGCUGCUACAAUGUUUGAAGCUGGAAAAGGCAAAAAAAAUCCAGAUGAGUUUGCAGUAGCACUUGAUGAAGUCGUUGGGGACUUCGCAUUCCCUGAUGAAUUUGUCUUUGAUGUGUGGGGAGUGAUAGGGGAUGCCAAGCAAGGACGAUUGCAGUGACGAAUGGUAGCACUAUGGGUAAUGGAUGUUGGAGGAAACACCGUCUUUUGUUUUUCAAGCUAUGGCAUCAGAUUUUAAUUGCCAUUAGGUCUGAAAUCUGGUUUGCUUUUGAUAAUGUGCAAAAAAAUUUCCCGUUGAAAAUGUGCCCCUCAAUUGUUCUGGGAAAAUUUUCUAAAGACCUUGUUUAAGUUGCACAGUGGAGCUGAAAAUCAAGCACAAAUCUCUUCCAAAAAGUCAUUGAUUGUUGUAAACAUUAGGGAGCAUUUUAGGC
Molecule: messenger RNA, 1477 nt
Organism: Tachyglossus aculeatus (Australian echidna)
Lineage: Eukaryota; Metazoa; Chordata; Mammalia; Monotremata; Tachyglossidae
Gene: GIPC2
Product: GIPC PDZ domain containing family member 2
Exons: 9
Coding region: 1-1206 (401 amino acids)
Molecular function (GO): protein binding
Source: RefSeq, a predicted model, not a curated record